Messenger RNA from Exophiala dermatitidis NIH/UT8656, 1353 nucleotides. RefSeq names its product methionyl aminopeptidase. Lineage: Eukaryota; Fungi; Ascomycota; Eurotiomycetes; Chaetothyriales; Herpotrichiellaceae. The transcript has a single exon. Gene Ontology annotation, molecular function: metalloaminopeptidase activity. The record is from RefSeq and is a predicted model, not a curated record. Gene Ontology annotation, biological process: proteolysis. The coding region runs from base 1 to 1353 and encodes 450 amino acids.
AUGGCGGCGAAGACGGCAGAUGAGCUGUCCAAGCUCGACUUGAAUGGCACUGCUGCCAAAACCAACCCGCAAGCCAAUGGCACAAAUGGAGUGAAUGGCCAUGUAUCAGAUCAGGACGACUCCGAUGAUGACAAGGACGACGAGGUCGCUGCCAACGGCGGUGCAAACGGCAACACUGCCAGUGGUGCCGCCAAGAAGAAGAAAAAGAAGAAGCCCAAGAAGAAGAAGGCCGGGGGCGCCAAAAUUCAAUCUGACCCGCCACGAGUACCUCUCAGCCAGCUGUUCCCUAACAACACAUAUCCGGUCGGUGAAGAGGUGGAAUAUAAGAACGACAAUGCGUACCGGACCACCAGCGAAGAGAAGCGGCACCUUGACCGCAUGAACAACGAUUUCCUGCAGGAAUACCGCCAAGCCGCUGAAACGCACCGGCAAGUGCGGAAAUGGGCCCAGGCCAACAUCAAACCCGGCAUGACUCUAACAGAGAUUGCUGAGGGAAUCGAGGACGGCACACGCGCUCUCACCGGCCACCCUGGUCUCGAAGAGGGUGAUAACAUCAAAGGCGGAGUGGGGUUUCCCACUGGAUUAAGCAUCAACCAUAUCGCCGCUCACUAUACCCCCAAUGCAGGCAACAAAUGGGUGUUGGGUGAGCAGGAUGUCAUGAAAGUCGACUUUGGGGUCCAUAUCAAUGGACGGAUUGUGGAUUCGGCGUUCACCAUGUCAUUCGAUCCGAAAUACGAUAACCUCCUGGCCGCGGUCAAGGACGCUACCAAUACCGGUAUCCGCGAGGCCGGUAUUGAUGUGCGAGUCUGCGACAUUGGGGCUGCGAUUCAGGAGACGAUGGAGUCUUACGAAGUCGAGCUAGACGGCAAAACAUACCCGGUCAAGGCGAUCCGAAAUCUCAAUGGCCACGAUAUUGUACAGCACAGCAUCCAUGGCGGCAAGUCGGUGCCGAUCGUCAAGGGCGGCGAUCAAACAAAGAUGGAGGAAGGCGAGAUUUUUGCCAUUGAGACCUUUGGUUCGACUGGACGUGGUUAUGUGGUGGAUGAUCUCGAAGUCUCCCAUUACGCACUUAAACCGGAUGCCCCCAAUGUCGCCCUACGGGUGCAGUCCGCCCGCUCACUACUGAAUGUAAUCAAGAAGAACUUUGGUACAUUGCCUUUCUGCCGACGUUACCUCGACCGGCUUGGACAAGAAAAGUACUUGUUGGGGCUGAACAACCUUGUCAGCCAGGGCAUUGUUGAGGCAUAUCCACCGCUUGUGGAUACCAAGGGCAGCUACACUGCCCAGUUUGAACAUACCAUCCUCCUCCGCCCUACGGUUAAGGAGGUGGUUAGCCGCGGAGAUGACUACUGA